This is a messenger RNA of Kalmanozyma brasiliensis GHG001, 369 nucleotides long. Its product is annotated as Transthyretin/hydroxyisourate hydrolase, superfamily. The coding region runs from base 1 to 369 and encodes 122 amino acids. Gene Ontology annotation, biological process: purine nucleobase metabolic process. NCBI's taxonomy places the organism in Eukaryota, Fungi, Basidiomycota, Ustilaginomycetes, Ustilaginales. The record is from RefSeq and is a predicted model, not a curated record. Gene Ontology annotation, molecular function: hydroxyisourate hydrolase activity. The transcript is spliced from 2 exons.
AUGUCCAAAUCGCCCAUAACAUGCCACGUGCUCGACUCGACGUUAGGCAAACCGGCGUCCAACGUGCGUGUUCAGCUCGAAGCGCUGUCACCGCUCAAUUCGCAGUUCCACAUCCUCGCCACGGGCAGCACCAACGCCGACGGGCGGUGUCCCGACCUCCUGGCCGGUCACACCUCGCAAGAUGUACUGGCACCAAAGGGCAUCUUCAAGAUGACCUUCUUCACCGGCGAGUACUUUGACAAAGCGGGCAGGAACACGUUCUAUCCGCAGGUAGAGAUUCUGUUUCAGCUCUCAGAUAGCCCAGAUCCGCAUUACCACAUCCCUCUGCUCCUCUCGCCCUUCUCGUACACCACCUACCGCGGGUCUUAA